Pseudophryne corroboree (corroboree frog) is the source of this 9251-nucleotide messenger RNA. It is a transcript of the gene CASKIN1, whose product is annotated as CASK interacting protein 1. NCBI's taxonomy places the organism in Eukaryota, Metazoa, Chordata, Amphibia, Anura, Myobatrachidae. The record is from RefSeq and is a predicted model, not a curated record. The coding region runs from base 445 to 4956 and encodes 1503 amino acids. Gene Ontology annotation, molecular function: protein binding. The transcript has 21 exons.
GGGCUGGGGAAAGAGACAGCAGCAAACACACAUACACACUGAGAGACACUCUGACUGUCUUCCCCGUCACACUGCUGCACCCCCUCUCCCCGGGUCACCACCCUAUCCACCCUGCACCUGGUGAUCCUGCACCCCCAUCCCCAGCCUGAGGACCCCCAGAACAGCUCCUCCAGCAGGAUGGUGAUUGCUGCAUCCCUCUUAUUAGUCUCUGGCUGGCUCCUCCCGGCUGGAGGUGUCUGUGCAGCCCCCCAGCACAUCUGACACACUCUCCCCAUCACUCCCAUCGUUGCUGGGUGCCUGAUCCGUGUCUGCCCCCCUCCUCACUCUGCAGCUCCUCAUCAUCACCCCUUCCAGGAAGGAUGCUCCGGCUAUAAGGACCUACCGAGCCCCCGCAGGAGCACCCUUUCCCCGCUGCAGCCUCAUCCAUCACCAGGAAGAAGCAGGAUGGGGAAGGACCAGGAGCUGCUCCAGGCUGUGAAGGCUGAGGACCUCAGCAUGGUUCAGAAGCUGCUGCAGAGACCCAAGGCAGGCAAAGCCAAGCUCCUUGGUUCUGCAAAGAGAGUGAAUGUAAAUUUUCAAGACACGGAUGGCUUCUCGGCCCUGCACCAUGCUGCCCUCAUCGGGAACACUGAGCUCAUCUCACUGCUGCUGGAGGCUCAGACUGCUGUGGACAUUAAAGAUAACAAAGGAAUGCGUCCACUCCAUUACGCGGCCUGGCAGGGCAAGAAGGAACCCAUGAAGCUGCUUCUGAUGUCGGGCUCUGCGGUGAAUAUCCAGUCGGACGAGGGGCAGAUCCCACUGCACCAGGCGGCUCAGCAUGGACAUUAUGAUGUGUCCGAGAUGUUACUUCAACACCAGUCUAACCCCUGUAUCAUGGAUAUUUCCGGCAAGACUCCUCUGGACUUGGCUUGUGAGUUUGGAAGAGUCGGGGUUGUUCAGCUGUUGUUAAACAGUAACAUGUGUGCGGCAUUGCUAGAACCAAAGCCUGGAGACAGUACGGACCCGAACGGUACCAGCCCCUUGCACCUAGCAGCCAAGAAUGGUCACAUCGACAUCAUUAGGCUUUUGCUGCAAGCUGGCAUAGACAUCAAUCGGCAAACCAAAUCUGGAACAGCUCUGCACGAAGCAGCCCUGUGCGGGAAAACGGAGGUGGUGAGACUUCUUCUGGAUAGUGGGAUUAAUGCCCAUGUGAGGAACACCUACAGCCAGUCAGCACUAGAUAUUGUCAAUCAGUUUACAGGCACCCAGGCCAGCAAAGAGAUCAAACAGAUGUUACGAGAUGCCUCAGCAGCUCUGCAGGUCAGGGCGAUGAAGGAUUACUGCAAUAAUUACGAUCUGACAAGUCUCAAUAUUAAAAUGGGAGAUGUUAUCACGGUUUUGGAGCAGCAUCCUGACGGCCGUUGGAAAGGUUGUAUACAUGAUAACCGGACAGGCAAUGACAGAGUUGGCUACUUUCCAUCCAGUUUGGUUGAGGCCAUCAGCAAGCGAACAGGUUCUUGGGGUUCAUGUCACAUAGAGAACCCAAGGCCGCAGCCCACAGCCCGCCGGGCGCCAGUGCCUAAUGGUGACAUGCACCGCUCCUUCCAUUGCUUGAUGCCACCACCACAUUCCCAUCCGAUUCUUUUCAGUUCGUUUGGUUACCAACGGCCCUGCAGUCCUGCAGGGGACCUGCACUAUGGUCCAGGUUCCCGAGGAUCAGACUCCAGCCCAUCUCAUAUGUCUCCGGGCCACACUUCUGUGGCCCCUCCGGAGGAUAUUUGGGUUCUGAGAAAACCGUUUGCAGGUGGUGAUCGUAGCAGCAUGGGCAGCACAGGAAGCGCCACCAGUGGCCGAAGCUCUGGGAGUGGUCAGAGUGCUAGCAGUGCCCACGCUAUACCCGCUAACGCAGAGGGGGUCAAGCUGCUCGCCACUGUUCUUUCCCAGAAGGCAUUGGGGCAGGAGCCUGGAGACGCCUGUGAGGGCCACACAGGAUCUUCACGACCCCAGAGCGUUGCAAGCUCUCCUUACAUUGAACAGUCAUAUGGAGACCACCCAAAGAAAACGGAGGCUAUGACGGAAGGAAAGAGCGCAGAGGCCGUGUUCCAGUGGUUGUGCAAGUUUCAGCUCCAGCUGUAUGCUCCCAACUUUAUCAAUUCUGGCUAUGACAUACCAACCAUUAGUAGAAUGACCCCUGAGGAUCUCACAGCCAUCGGGGUCACUAAACCAGGGCAUAGGAAAAAGAUCUUCUCUGAAAUCAAUAGCAUAAACAUUGGAGAAUGGCUUCCGGAGUACAAACCAGCUAACCUGUCCCUUUGGCUGUCGUUGAUCGGGCUCGGACAGUAUUUCAAAGUGUUGGUGGAGAACGGCUAUGAGAAUAUUGAUUUCAUCACAGAUAUCACAUGGGAAGAUCUACAAGAGAUUGGAAUCACCAAACUGGGUCACCAAAAAAAGUUAAUGUUGGCUGUGAAGAAGCUAGCUGAGCUCCAGAGGGCAGAGUAUGGUAAGUUUGACUCAGGCAGCAUGAGAAGGAGACCGCCUCAGAAGAACCUGGAUCCAAUGUCCGUUGAGUCUCCUCCACCUGACAGUGCAGAGUGCCAGUCCCCUAAAAUGAAGACCUUUCAGGACAUCGAGCUGAGCAAUGAGUUGCAGGCGGCUAUGACUGGAGACACUCCUCCAGAAGCUUCUGAUAAGCAAAUUAAUCAUGUACCACACCACAGAGAAGGUCCUUUCAGGGGACCCACUGGGGCAAGACUCCACCAUGAAAGUAGCCUGAGUGGUCGAGCUAGGCACAUAAGCAGCUCCCAGGAACUCUUGGGAGAUGGAAGCAAGGGACCUAGCACCACUAUGUCUAAGAGCCAGGAAUACUUAACAGAUGAAGGGAAGAGAGAGGAAGUGGUUCGAGAAUCCAGACCUCUCAAGCAAGGACACUCAGUAAAGAGGGCCAGUGUCCCACCUGUUCCUGGAAAACCCCGACAGUCUUUUCCGCCUUCCGGAGGACAGAGCUAUACCCCUCCGCAAACUCCAACUAAGGGGACGCCCUCGUCACCACAAGCUGUUAAUACGCCACAAGCUACUGCCAAAGUAAAGCCAACUCCUCAGCUUCUUCCACCUUCAGACCGACCCAUGUCUCCCCGCUCCCUGCCUCAGUCUCCCACACACAGAGGAUUUGCUUAUGUUCUUCCACAACCGAUUGAAGGUGAAGGAGUACCUGCUCACCUAACACAGGCAGUGCCUGUGUUGCCAGUAUCUGUUCCCGUGCUAUGCCUUCCACCAGCAGGUAGUGAUGGAGAAGACAAUGAUGAAGAUGCAGAGGAGGGAGAGCGCGGGGGGCAAGGCCGGCCGAAGAAACGGGCACAUAGCUUGAAUCGUUAUGCUGCCUCUGACGGAGAGAGAGAGGAGCUGUUGGUUAUCGAUGGGGGUCCCUAUGGCACAGGACAGAGACGGGUGGGUAGGAGCCACUCCGUAAGAGCGCAGUCUGGGGGAGACAAAAAUGUUAAUCGUAGUCAGUCUUUUGCAGUGCGCCCCAGGAAAAAGGGUCCUCCUCCACCACCACCUAAGCGCUCUAGCUCUGCCAUAUCUGGGACCAACCUUGGUGAUGGAUUGUCAGCUGAUGACGCUGGAGGGGAGGGCUAUCGGGAACAACGGAGGGCCAGUGACUUUGGGGGUAUAAUAGACACUGGAAGUGCUGGCAGUGUAAAGAGUAUAGCUGCUAUGCUGGAACUGUCAUCGAUUGGUGGGGGGCCGAGGGCCCUAACUGUGCAGAGACCUAGAGGAUCCGAAGGCUAUUGUGUACAUCUCCUACCCCAUCCCGCUAGUCCUGAACUUCACCGACUUCCAGGUACUGUGGCUGGGGUAAAACACCGUGAGGCUAUUGGGGUGGAUGGAGAAGUUGUUAACCGUCGUAGAACCAUCAGUGGACCAGUGACUGGGCUAGUGUCUGCAGCUCGAAGAGAACGCCAAGAGGCUUCAAGGCCACCUGACUCCCCCCGCAGUCCUUCUGAUGUCAUACCCUUUGCAGAAGAACGCAAGCAGACUAUUAAACACCGUCCACGGUCAUCGAGGACUGAUCAGGCAGACUCUCCAGUGUCUGACUCCCUUAAACACUCAGACUUGUCCUCUGUUGAGUCCAGUGUGACACUGAAGCGUAGGGUGAAAGCCAGACAGGGCCAGCAUUCCGCAGAUGUAAAGUUCUUGCUCACAGAAUCAGACACAGUCAAGCGCAGGCCAAAGUCUCGAGACAAGGACGGUGGGGGUGGAGGGUCAGAGCCUUUGGUUGUAUACCAGAAUGGAAUGGGCACUGUGAAGCGCCGCCCUGUUUCCGAGAUGAGCGUGGUAGGAACUGGGCGGCAGGACAGCACAGAACACAUAGCACAGACACCAGAACGCAGCAUUAAACCUCCUGUCUCACCAAAGCCCACCAUCAUACAGCCUUCCAGAAGGAGUCCCACGCCCUUAACACCCACAAAGAAGGUCCAAGUCCCGGGUUCUGGAGGAGAAGUAAAGAAGGUAAUGGGGACACAUCCUCCUGUCUCCCCCAAACCCACUCCUCCCCCUACCGCUCCCAAACCCACCAAACCUCAUGCAAUCAUCCAAUCCUCUAGUGCAAGCUCGACUCCGGCCCCUUCUCCCAUCAAACAACCGAACAACAUCAAACCUUCCAGCACCCCCCCAUCUCUCUGCUCCAGCCCUGCUAAGCCCCUGACUCCGGGUCAUCCUCUACAGGUUCCCGUCAAACCCCCCAGACUGUCCAUCACCAGCUCUUCCAUGGAAGGAGGGAGCAGUGAGGCCGCGCAGCAGAAGUUGGAGGAGACCAGUGCGUCACUAGCUGCAGCGCUGCAGGCAGUGGAGGAGAAGAUCAAACAGGAGGAUGCACAGAAAGCCUCGUCACUGGAGGAGAAAAGUACAGUCAGUAUUCUGGAUGACAUAGGCAGUAUGUUCGACGACCUUGCAGACCAGCUGGACGCCAUGUUGGAAUGAGGAUGCAGUGUACGUGGUGGUCUCCUCAAGGCAAGGUCAUGCUGACUGCUUCCUGCCCAUGCUUCCCUCGCUGGGUCAUGUACAGACCAUCCGCCUCCUCCCAGGAUCCUUCCGAUAUCUGUCUCCUGAUCUCGGAACACCCAUGUCUAACUUUAGCACAAAGAAGCAAUGCCAAAUACCUCAGGGUUGUGCUCAGUCAUUUAGUGGCAGCUUGGGAGGAGGCCUUGCACAGCUGGGAGGUGGCAUCGGCUACUGGCUUUGGCAGUCCCGGCAUCAUGACAAGUUCCAGAAUGCAUUGCAGCGCAGAGCCCAGUCACAGCCUGGAUUGAGAUGACCACGGUGUGUUGUUAGACAGUGCAGUGCUGAUGUCAAGCACUUUGGGAGAACAGAUGAUGUCCAGCAGUGGAACAGCACGCAUCCUACCAACAACUUGACGUCAGACCCUUAACUUAUGCUGAAUUCUUCCCAUUUUGUAUUUCUUGUUUAUGUCUUGUUAAGAUUGCCGUUACCAUUCAUGUAUGACAUGGAUAGAAACUCUUACCCAUCAGUAUCUCGUUAAUGAAAAUGGAUGGCCGUCAUAUAGUGAGAUGAUUCUAUCCCAAAAUAAGAUGGAGAUGAAUAUUCCCAGAUUCCAUGCACAGUCCACCUUGAUGUCAGUGCACCAAGCCUCUUCGGACAAACAGUAUCUCCACCAGGUGGCUGACACUCCCUUGUAACAUUAGACUGAGUGCGAAACACAGAACAUUGCAAUAUCCCAGCAGUCAGUAGGCAGAGCCUCUCGCUCGUUAACCAGUUGAUACCCAACCAUCUCAGUUGAUCUUCCCUACUGAGCACACGAAUAUCACUCUCCCAGAACAUAAAUAAAACCCCCUAUGAUGUUUCACUGUUAUCUUCUGGUUCCUGAGAGGCAUAACUCUGCAUCUGUAGAACACUACAAAUAGCUAGGAUGAGAAAUUAUAAUCAUGGUAUCUCAGGAGGAGUGUCUUAGAAGCAACUGGUAUAUUUUUACAUGUUAAAGCUUCUAGUUCCUGACAACCCGACUUGGACGAACGGUGACAUAAACCAAACUGAAAGGGUCUCAUCUAAAUCCCUGCCAACAUCCUGAGGUAUUGAGAACAGUUCGAAAGCACAGUAUUUAGAAUUCAGGAUAACAAACGCCCAAGUUGGCGGGAGGAGUAAUCAAAAUCUAAAAUAUAUUUUUUACGGAAAAUUGGCUUUGUGUGGCGGUCCGACAAACUCCAAAUAUAUGGAUCAACAUGAAUGCCAUCCCAAACUUCUACAUAAAGAAAGACUUUGGGCAGAAUCUAUAUGAGAUAAGAGAAAUAGCACAAAAUGUAUAAUAUUUAAGGCGCUCUUUAAUGUUUUUAUACUUUUUUUAUUUUAUUUCAUUAUUUAUUAUUUUAAUUGUAUAGGUCGUGCCUUGCCUCCGUAUAUUAUUGUUGGGAAGGGUCGAGGCGCAGCUUGUCAUACACACUGGGUUACUUUUAGGACUGAGUGAGGGACUGAAGGUGACGGAACAGUUCACAUAUAAAUAAGGGCAUUCUAUGGGCGGCCUGUAAUGAAGUCCGUGUUCGGCGGCCGUGCGGGAGGCCGUCCAAACUGGGCCGUUUUUUUAAAUGGGCAAAAGGCAUGGUUUAGCCUUGUAAAUGAUUGCCCCUUUAAAAAAAAACAGUCCGAGUUCCGCCGACAUCCCACACGGCUGCCGAACUGUGACCUCAUUUCAUCCCGACCUAUGUCUGAGAACAAAUGAUGUCAUUACUUCAAUCGUUUUAUAGUGAUCCCAGUAAGGUUAUCAGGAAGUGCUUCUCGGAGUGUUAUUUCAUUUGUGAGCUGGGGGAGAGCGAAUGUUUUACAGAGUUAUAGAAAAUACUCUCGUCAAAUUUUGACUUGUUAUAUUGGCCAAACUGGACCUUCAGUAAGCCUUGAAGACAGGUAAAGUGGACGGAGAUAAUCAUUAUGGGGCAGAUGUAUUAAUCUGGAGAAGGCAUAAGGAAGUGAUAAACCAGUGAUAUGUGCAAGGUGAUAAACGCACCAGCCAAUCAGCUCCUAACUGUUAAUUUACAUAUUGGAGCUGAUUGGCUGGUGCAUUUAUCACUGGUUUAUCACUUCCUUAUGCCUUCUCCAGGUUAAUACAUCUGCCCCACAGCCUGUAACAUGGCAGUUAGGAGCUGGUUGGCUGGUACUUUAUCUCCGUCCACUUUAUCUUCAUCCAAGGCUUAGUACAUAGACCCCCAUGUUUUAUUUCCAAAGGAGGGAUAACCCCACCAACUUUGAAUAAUUAAGUAAUGUUUAGAUUGAAACAGUAAAUGAUGACUACUUGUGUGUAUAACUGAUGGAGCCACUAUAUAGCAUUCCACAUUGCAAUAGACUUUCAUGGCAGUGAUAUGGAUAAAUCAUUUCUGUAUGGCCCAUUAACCUUGGACAUAGGGGAUAAUGGAGGAGACGUAUCAAGUCUACUAAAGAGUGGGGAAGUGGACAAGUUGCCCAUAGCACUCAGUCAAAUCCUAUCGUUUUAUGGAACGUACUUGAUAAAUGCUAGCUUGAAGCUGAUUGGUCCUAUGGGAAACGACUCCAUUUGUCCACUCUAUAGAGGCUUGAUACAUCUACCCCAUUGUACCAAAAUGUGAUAAAUGGUGCGUGUAAAUGAGACAUGCUAUUGUUUUAAAAGUUUUAAAAACACAAAUAUUCAACACAAAAUGUAAGAGUUUUAUGGUUUGUGUUCAUUAUGCCAAGAUAAACUAUGCCAUUUUGCUGACUUGGCCUGUGGCGUUUUCCCAACACAGUGGGUCGGCCAAUGCCUGUAAUGCUUCAGUGCCUCUCUUUUCCAAUUGGUCACUGAUUUCCUGUUUUAUACAAUGGGAGGGGCUAUGACAACUUCACUGGUUGUCUGAUACAGGCCAGCCACUACCAGUACAGAGAGGCAGCACCGGUUCUAGGGAACGAUGCAUGACGAGUAAUGCUGUGGUUUAGUAAAAUACUGUAUAAAGAUCUUGGCUUGGGAUACUCCUCUUUAAGAAGAUUGCUGCAUGGUGGCCUAUAUGUGUGUGUAUUAUAAUACAGUAUAUGUAUGUAUUAGGUUACUGCCAAAUCCCAAAUCUUUUUUACUAUCGAAGUGGCCAAAACAAAUUGUAUCCCUACUUUUCAUAUUCAGAUUUUAUUAAGGAGCCUGUGCUGCACCAAAUGCCCUUUAUGUUACUUCAGCCUUUCGUGUAUCUAAUAGAACAAGCUAUUCAGUCAACUCAGCACCCAAACAAUCUCUAAACACUAACAACACUGCAGGUUUCCCAGUCUUUUCAUUCGUAGUGCAUUCAACACGUCCGCACAGUGGAGGCAGCCAUUUUGGAGUGGAGCCAAUUGUCAUAAAAAUACAGCCUACUAAUUCAGAAGGAUGUAGUGAUAUCACUGAGGCAUGAGGCACAGGGGGCAUAAAAGUGCGGUACUGAAAGCUUUUUUUUUUAAUGUUUCUGACAGAACAACGGUACAAUUUUACACCGUAUUCUAUUAAGAAGUCUUUAGGUUCAAAGUUAUUAUUUUUAGACGUCUUUAAGUUCAUGUUUUCUUGUUUUCUUUUUUUAAUGAAAUUUAAAUAAAAAUGGCUGUCUGUACCGUGCAUAGGUGGCAAAAAUUUAGAGGCACCAGGCAAGACUGCCCGCCACCAUCGCCAGUUUGCGUAACACUUCCUACAGCAUUCGGUCUGUGCUUUAUAUGUCUUGUGUGCUGAGAAUUGUGAGUGGGGACGGGAGGGCGGGCAUGGGGUGGGGGUGAGUUUUUUUGGUGGAUUUUGUCGUUAGUGGGACUCGGCUGGCAUGUUAAUUCCGAACAUUUCAAACCUGUUUAUCCUCUCUGGUACUUCUGUUAGUGUUAUCGUUUUCAGGCGCAGAUGGUACCACGAUAACCUUUUCACUGCUGGAACGGAUGACGGAACAUUUGCCACCCCUUCUAAAAUUCUACAAUUAUAAACAACAUAAAAAAAUAUAUAAAAAAAAAUAAAAAUACAUAAAACUGUCUAAAGAGAUGUAUUUAAUAUGAUGGCAACAAGAUAAAAUAUAAAUGAAAAGGUCUACACGAUUGAUACAUAUAUAACAUAUAUAUAUAAUAUAUAUAUAUAUUUUUAUGAUUAAGUUAUGGAAGAAAAAAUCUGUACUGUAUACCCGUUCUGUGACAGCUAUGCAUCUUGGUGCUUUCCCCGCAGUGCUGUGCUUUUACGAUUAAUGAUUAUUGCAUUUUAUUUGUGAUCUGUGACGCUGUAUCGAUUACGUCUGAUAAAAUAAAAAUUGUUUUUGUUAAUUACUUUU